AUGGGCCGUGAAGGCUCAAUCGGUGAGAGCGCCGGCCACGAAACCUCAAGUGAGGGGGCCGCGAUAGCCCAGUCGGUGAGAGCGCCGGCCACGAAACCUCAAACAACACCAACAACACGGACCACCACACACAAACACGAACACACCUACACAACAACCAAUCCAACACCUACACAACACCACACACACCUACUCCACAACCUACACACACCUACUACAACACCUACUACAACACCUACUACAACACCAACUACAGCACCUACUACAACACCUACUACAACACCUACUACAACACCUACUACAACACCUACUACAACACCUACUACCACACCUACUACAACACCUACUACCACACCUACUACAACACCUACUACCACACCUACUACCACACCUACUACCCCACACCUACUACACACUGACUACAACACGAACAACACCUACUACAAACACCUACUAACCACACCUACAAACACACCAACACAACACACUACCACACACACAACACUCACACACACCACACGACACAACACUACUACACCACAUACUACAACAACACCUACUACAACACCUACGACCACACCACUACCACACCGACAACAGACCACAAACACCAACACAACACUACUACAAACACAACACACACGCACCACACACACACACACCUACACCACGACAACCCUACACAACACACUACACCAAACAUACACACACACACAACACCACUACGCCACCAAACUACUACAAAACCUACUACAACACCUACUACAAACCACCUACACACUCGACACCAAACCUACUACACACCACACAACACCACUACCACACCUACCACCACACCUACUACCAACACCUACUACCACACCUACUACAACACCUACUACCACACCUACUACAACACCUACUACAACACCUACUACCACACCUAAUAAAACACCUACUACAACACCUACUACCACACCCUACACACACACAACACACACACCGACGACAAACACCUACUACAACACCUACUACAACACACAACACCUACUACAACACCGACUACAAACCUACUCCACACCUACUACAACACCAACUACAGCACCUACUACAACACCUACUACAACACCUACUACAACACCGACUACUACAACACCUACUACAACACCGACUACAACACCUACUACCACACCUACUACAACACCUACUACAACACCUACUACCACACCUACUACAACACCUACUACAACACCUACUACCACACCUACUACAACACCUACUACAACACCUACUACCACACCUACUACAACACCUACUACAACACCUACUACAACACCUACUACAACACCUACUACAACACCUACUACCACACCUACUACAACACCUACUACAACACCACAAACUACCGAACACAACUACCAUUACUACAACACCUACUACAACACCGACUACAACACCAACAACACCACUACAACACCUACUACAACACCUACUACAACACCUACUACAACACCUACUACAACACCUACUACAACACCUACUACAACUACUACAACCAACCACACACCAAAAACAACAACAACACAAAAAACACCACACCACACCACGAACACACCGCACGACAAAACCGACACAACACCACACAACAACCAAACCACACCACUACACACCUACACAACACCUACUACAACACUGACUACAACACCACUACAACCGACUACAAACACCUACUACAACACCUACUACAACACCUACUACAACACCCUACACACCACACAAACACGACUACACAACACAACACAGCCGCUACACAACACCUACUACAACACAAACACAACACUACAAACAACACCAACUACAGCACCUACUACAACACCUACUACAACACCUACUACCACACCUACUACCAACACCUACUACCACACUACUACAACACCUACUACCACACCUACUACCACAUCUACUACCACACCUACUACAACACCUACUACAACACCGACUACAACACCUACUACAACACCUACUACCACACCUACUACAACACCGACUACAACACCUACUACAACACCUACUACAACACCUACUACAACACCUACUACAACACCGACUACAACACCUACUACCACACUACACAACACUAAUAACACCAACUACAAACACCUACAAACACCUACUACAACACCACAAAACGAACACCACUAA
This is a messenger RNA of Pecten maximus, 2181 nucleotides long. Its product is annotated as mucin-2-like. The record is from RefSeq and is a predicted model, not a curated record. Lineage: Eukaryota; Metazoa; Mollusca; Bivalvia; Pectinida; Pectinidae.